This is a messenger RNA of Aspergillus steynii IBT 23096, 6351 nucleotides long. RefSeq names its product type I polyketide synthase. Gene Ontology annotation, biological process: fatty acid biosynthetic process; secondary metabolite biosynthetic process. NCBI's taxonomy places the organism in Eukaryota, Fungi, Ascomycota, Eurotiomycetes, Eurotiales, Aspergillaceae. The transcript is spliced from 7 exons. The coding region runs from base 127 to 6351 and encodes 2074 amino acids. Gene Ontology annotation, molecular function: 3-oxoacyl-[acyl-carrier-protein] synthase activity; fatty acid synthase activity; phosphopantetheine binding. The record is from RefSeq and is a predicted model, not a curated record.
GCUACCGGCCGGGAGAUAGUGCACCGCCCUGAUCCCCCAGAAUAAAUACUAAAUAGCCACCGAAGCGUCAAACCGCGAGGAUUGCCUCUAGGAUCCAAGCGAGAAUAAGCCUGCCCGGUUCUGACCAUGGUCAAUGCGGUCGACGUGCUCCAUUUUGGAGAUCAAACGGUGGAUAUCCGUUCCUCGCUGCAGGAAUUGGUCCAUCUGUCCAAGUCAUCCCAGACGCUUGCCACCUUCCUGCAAUCCAGCGCCGACACUCUGCGGGCAGCCUUAUUCGCCCCGCCGUCGGCCAGUCUUUCCGAAUCCUCGUGGCGCUCGCUGCGAGACCUAGGUGAUGCCUUCGCGGAAAGUCCAGACGAGAACGCCCCUCUGGCACCCGCAGCGCUCUGCAUCUGUCAGCUAGGAUAUCUGCUCCUUCACCUCCAAGAUAAACCCCGUCUCCUGUGCGGCAAUGAUAGAAAGAUUUUGCUCGGAGUAUGCACGGGGAUGCUGUCAGCCUCCGCGGCAGCCUGUAUCAGCUCCGUGUCGGAAUUGCUGAAGCUCGGUCCAGAGCUCAUCCACAUUGCCCUACGGCUGGGCAUGCGAGUCUCCAGUCGCUCUCAGAAUGUAGAGCACACGCCCGGAAGCUGGUCAUUGGCGUGCGCUGGCAUAUCGCUGGAUCCCCUACGAGAUACCAUUGCCCAAUUCCACCAAAUUCAUUCCAUACCCCCAACUAAACGAGUUUACGUCAGUGCCCUUGUGCAUCAAUCAGCAUUCACCGUUAGCGGUCCGCCGAGGAUCCUGCAGGAGUUCAGCCGCUUCACUGAAACCCAGCUCCCAGAGGCUCGGAGGACGCGGCUAUCAAUACAUGGCGCCUACCACGCCAGUCAUAUUCAUGGCGCGGAUGUCGAGUCGAUUCUCGGAGAGUCCCCGAUCCUGGACACGGCGGUCGUUUCGAGAAGAUCGGUCUUCUCGACCAGCUCGGGUCGUGCUAUGGAGGACGUUUCGACUCUUGGGGAAUGUCUGCGAAAUGCUCUACGAGACAUUCUGCGGCAACCCCUGGAUUGGAGGGCGACUCUUCAAGGGCUGGUUGAUUGCGACCUGGAACACCCGGUUCUAACCACCAUUGGACCAUCGUACAUGGCAAAAUCCUUGAAAGAAACCCUGCAAUGGGACAAAAUCGCGGAUGGCAAGGACACUCCCCCAGUUCAGGACGGGAGCAUUUCGGGCAGUUUCGCGAUUGUGGGAAUGUCUGGAAGGUUCCCUGGCAGUGAUGAUCUGGAUUCAUUCUGGGGCGUCCUUGAAGAUGGACUGGAUCUUCAUCGAGAGAUCCCCGCCAAUCGUUUUCCCGUUGAGACACACUGCGAUCCGACUGGUAAGAUUCCGAACACCACCACAACGCCAUACGGUUGCUUUUACGACCACCCCGAUCUCUUCGACGCUCGGCUCUUCAAUAUGUCACCGAGAGAAGCCGCCGCAACGGACCCUAACCAUCGGCUUCUGCUCCUCACGACCUACGAGGCGCUCCAGAUGGCCGGAUAUUCCCCCGACCGCACUCCGUCGACGCGGCGCCACCGGAUCGGCACGUUCGUGGGUCAAACCAGCGAUGACUGGCGCGAGGCCAACGCUAGUCAGAAGAUCGACGCCUUCUGGACCACUGGCGGCGUGCGUGCCUUUGGUCCCGGCAGGCUGAACUACCACUUUGGCUGGGAAGGGCCAAGCUAUAGCAUCGAUGCCGCCUGCUCGUCCAGUAUGGCCGCCAUCCAGAUCGGGCUAACCGCUUUGCGCAGCCGCGAAUGCGAUAUGGCCGUCGCCGGCGGCGCUAAUAUGAUAAGCUCCUCGGAUCCGUUUGCAGGACUGAGCCGGGGGAGCUUUUUGUCCCCCACUGGAUCAUGCAAGACGUGGGACUCGGAGGCCGAUGGAUACUGUCGCGGGGAGGGCGUUGGAAUCGUAGUGAUCAAGCGCCUGGAGGAUGCUAUCGCAGACCGAGACCGAAUCCAAGCGGUUAUCAGGAGUAUCUCGACAAACCAUUCGGCGGAAGCGAUCUCGAUCACACAUCCGCAUGCCGGCACCCAGCAGAGACUAUUCAAAACGGUCCUGGAUGACGCCGGUGUGCACCCCGACCAGCUCAACUACGUCGAGAUGCAUGGAACGGGGACCCAGGCGGGUGAUGGCAUCGAGACCAGUGCGGUCGCCAAUUCGCUCGCUUCUCGACGCGCCGAUAGCCACCCCUUGUACAUCGGGUCCAUCAAGCCCAAUAUCGGCCACGGGGAGGCAGCCUCCGGGAUUGCUUCCGUCAUCAAAUCGGCCUUGAUGUUCCAGAAGAAUUCGAUUCCACCGCAUAUCGGCAUUAAAGGCACGAUCAACCCACGCAUUCCGCUGAAGGCACUGCACGCAUUGAACAUUAAGAUCCCGAUGGAAAGAAUGCCAUUCACAGCAGACCCGGCCGGUGACGGAAAGCGACGCAUUCUGGUUAACAAUUUCAACGCAGCAGGGGGCAAUACCAGUGUGCUGCUCGAGGAAGGACCCCUCGAUCAACUCGUUCGUCAUUCCCCAGACCCCCGGGGAUGCCACGUCGUCACUGUGUCUGCAAAGACGCUCGACUCGCUCCAAGGAAACACGCAGCGAUUGCUCAGUUAUCUGCAGGCCCGCCCAGCCACCGAUCUUGGAGACCUAGCAUACUCCACCACAGCAAGACAAAUGCAUUGCGGGUAUCGGAAGGCUCACGUCGUCGACCACGUCGAUCAAUUGAUUUCUUCUCUUCAGAAAGACGUGGCCACAAAGACCGACCCUUCUCUGAUGGCGGCGAACAAAUCCCCCGUCGCCGUUUUCCUGUUUCCCGGGCAAGGGUCGCUCUACUCGGGCCUGGCGUACCGGCUCUUCCUAACCUCCCAGGUGUUCGCCCGGAGCAUUCGUGAGAUUGACGAGAUCUGUCAAUUGUUGAACCUGCCCUCUGUUCUGGAACCGAUCUGUGACCCGGUAUUUGAUUAUACGACCUGCAGUUCGGUUCAGGGACAAUUGGUCAUUGUGGCUUGCGGCAUCGCUCUGGCCUCCCUAUGGGCUUCGUGGGGUGUCUCACCACAGCUUGUAACAGGCCACAGUCUAGGAGCAUAUGCCGCUUGGUAUACAGCCGGGGUGCUUAGUCUUCAUGAUACAAUCUAUCUCGUGGGACAGCGAGCGCUUCUGAUUGAGAAGACAUGCCAGCGUGGCAGCCAUGCAAUGCUCACGACUAGUCUGCCGGCUGCCGCUCUACAACAAUAUCUCUCUGCUUUCCCAUCUUGUGAGAUCGCAUGCCUCAAUGGCCCAAAAACUACCGUCGUCAGCGGGACGGCGGACGACAUCACCCGUCUAGGGAUUGAACUGAAAGCCAAUGGCGUCCAAACUUCGUUGAUUGAGGUCCCCUUUGCGUUCCACUCCUCUCAGCUCGACAGCUGCCUGGACGGGCUGCAAACUCUCGGCGACAACGUGGAAUUCCAUAAGCCCCGAGUCCCGAUUCUCUCGACGCUUCUUAGCGACGUGGUCUCCGAUGCAGGCAUUAUCAACGCCGAAUACAUCACGCGGCAGACUCGACAGCCGGUGGACUUUGUCAGCGCCAUUGAGAAGUACGCCGCAACAGCCGGAUUUAAUGCCCGUUCAACCUUCUGGAUUGAGAUGGGUGCCCGGCCCUUAUGUAUCCCGAUGGUGAAGACAAUCCUGGGCAGCCCCGCGGUGAAUUCGCUGCCGUCCAUGUCCCCGCGCGAAGCUAAUUGGUCCACGCUGAGCACGAGUCUCGCAAAGGCCUAUUGCGGCGGUUUCAAUAUCAACUGGACAGCGAUGCAUAAGGAAUACGAGCACUCGCUGAGACUGCUCCCGCUGCCGAGCUACGCGUUUGACCUGAAGAGCCACUGGCUGCAAUACGAAGGAGACUGGUUGAUCACGAAAUCCACCCAACAGGGACUGGUCAAGCCAUCGCCGCACGCGGCGAAGAAGGCGCUCAGCAGCACGCUUCAAAAGGUCGACAGCGAGAAUUUCUCGACCAGUGAAGCGACGGUUAGCUUCGUGUCAAAUCUGGCAGAUCCCGAAUUGAACGCGGCGAUCUCGGGCCAUUUGGUCAAUGGACAUCGGCUGUGUCCUAGCUCCGUUUAUGCCGACAUGGCCUUCACGGCGGCGGCGUACAUAUGGCGCCGGACGUCAACGCUCGAAGCGCCAGCAAUGGACGUUUCGAACAUGGAGGUCCGCAAUCCGCUCUUGUACACUGGCGGCGAUGAUCACCUAGUCAAAGUCAAGGCUUCCAAAGUAUCCGGGGCCUCAUUUGUCACGGUCCAAAUUAGCUCCGUCCGAGGGAAAGAAGAAGAGGCGGCUCACGCGCAUUGCGAGGUCCACUAUGGCAACGGAGAUGCAUGGAUGGCGCAGUGGGCAAAGCAUCUUUACCUGAUUCAAGGGCGCAUAGACAGUUUAGAACGGUCCUUGCAGCAGGGGACUAUGCGUCAAAUCAAGCGCAGCGAUGCCUACAAGGCGUUUGCCACGUUUGUGGACUACAGCCCGAAGUUCCAGGGCAUGGAUGAUGUGUUGUUAGAUCCCAAUUGUUUGGAGGCGUCGGCGGCAGUUCAGUUUCAAACCACCCCCAGUGAUGGAACCUUUACCGUCUCUCCGUACUGGAUCGACAGUCUGGCACACCUUUCCGGCUUCAUUCUCAACACCAGUGAGACCAUCCCGGAGGACGUUGUAUAUAUAUCGCAUGGCUGGGGAAGCAUGCGCUUUGCUCGCCCGUUGUCGGAACGCGGCAGCUAUCGGACAUAUGUUCGCAUGCAGGAGACGGGUGAGCCGGGAGUCAUGGCUGGAGAUGUGUACGUGAUAGAGCAGCAGAGAAUCAUUGCGGUCGUCAGCGAUGUCAAGUUCCGCUCGAUCAAGCAACGGUUCUUGAAUGUGCUGCUGCCUUCCACCACCCUCGGAGCUAGUGCACCUCCCACUGCUGCGAAGAUCACGAAGAACCGACCACUGGGUACUAUUUCAAUCCCGACAGCAAAGACGGGCCCAUCAUUUACCGAAGUCGUUUCUAUUAUCUCGGAGGAAACUGGCGUGGCCAUCGCGGAAUUGACGGAUCAGACAGAUCUCGCGGACAUCGGACUAGAUUCCUUGAUGUCAAUCAUGAUCGUCGAUCGACUGCGACAGGAGCUGCAGGUGGAGCUCCCCAGCUCGGCAUUCCUAUGUCCGCAACUAGGCGAUCUGCGCCAGGUCUUCGACGAGCGCUACCAAAUGCCCGCAGGAGCAUAUUUCACACCCCCAUCCAGUGUCGAAACCUCCACGCCAGCAGUCAGCACUCCUUCCAGCGAAGACGGGGGUAGUUUCGCAGAGAUAUUACGCAACAUCAUUGCAAGCGAAUUGGGCCUCGCUGUCUACGAGGUCCAGCCCGACAUUGUCUUCUCUGAGCUGGGCAUCGACUCCCUGCUUUCACUGACAAUUAUCAACGCGGUCUAUGAGCAAACCGGUCGAAGACUGCCCUCUUCGUUCUUUUUCGGUGAUUAUUCAAACUACGCAGAAGUCCAACGGGCUUUUGGGGGUCUAUGCCCCAGCGAGCCACCAACCGUAGCUGUCACGCCUGUCACGCCAUCGCCUCGGUGUCAGUCCACUCUUCUCCAAGGCUCGAUCACCUCGCGCUCACCGGCCUUAUUCCUGCUCCCUGAUGGCUCCGGAAGCGCGGGCUCGUAUGCCGGCUUACCCGUGCUCGGAGACUCCGAUCGACCGGUCUGGGGUAUCCACAGUCCAUUCCUCCGAUGCCCGGAGCAGUUCCAGCAUUCUCUAGAAGAAGUGGCGAAGAUGUACGUAGACGAGAUUCUGCGGUUGGAUCCCAAUGGGCCGUACAUACUGGGUGGAUGGAGCAUUGGCGGCGUCUACGCCUUCGAAGCCACCCGUCUCCUCCGCCAACUUGGCAAGACCAUGGAUGGCCUCCUGCUCAUUGAUGCCCCAUGCCCUGGGACCAUUCCCCCAUUGCCUACCGAGACUGUCGACUUGCUCGACCGUCUUGGCAUCACGACUAGUAGCAAAUCGCAGAAAGAUCGCAGCGCCACGCGAGAGCACUUCCUGGCCAGCAUCGAGGCACUGAAGACGUAUAUACCACAGCCAAUGAUAGACGAGAACGCGCCACGGUGCCUCGCGCUCUGGGCAGGCAGCGGGGUAUGGGAGUCCGUUAGCGAGGAGGAGCGAGUGGCGAUGAAGGCCCGGUGGGGGAACGACGAGAGUGACGCCCAGCGAUGGAUCAUGGAGGCGAGAACAUGGCGCGGCGCCAACGGAUGGGAUCAGCUGAUGCGAUAUGUGCGAGUGGAAACAGUGGGUGGAAACCACUUCAGCAUUAUGAGGAGACCUCAGUGGGUCGCGUUCUUGCGACGUACAUAG